UAUACAUACGUAUUAUUGCUUAUAAUUCCAGCUUGUUGAUAAUGUCAUAUAACAAAUAUGUCACGACACCAUGAAACCUAGAGUGAGACAUCUAUGAUUAAUACCAAUUUGUGGAAUUGAGACUGCGAUCCGGGGUUAAUGAAUACGCCAUAUUGCCAAGGAAACAAAACAUUCAACGUAAGAUGAACACGGACCUUUCUCAAACAUGUUGACAACAAACCAAGAGAAAACCAUGGAUACACUGAGUGCUCGAACUAAAGUUGGAGUUCAGGACUGUGUCCUUUUGGAGGACUAUAAGUCCAUGCAGGCUUUUGUGGAUAACUUACAGAAAAGAUUUCGAGAGGAUCUAAUAUACACUUACAUCGGUCCAGUACUUAUUUCAGUCAACCCCUACAGGACCUUGAACAUAUACAACGACCGUAUUGUGGCUUUAUAUCAAAAUGUUGGAUUCUACGAAGUCCCACCUCACAUUUAUGCUAUUGCCAACACAGCCUACCGGUCUAUCGUGACUGAAUUCCGAGACCAAUGCGUACUUAUCUCUGGGGAAUCAGGAGCAGGAAAAACCGAAGCUACCAAAAAAAUCUUGCACUAUAUAGCCGCCAGCUGUCCACACACAGUGAAGGUAGACCAAGUCAAGAAACGGCUGUUACAAUCAAAUCCUAUCCUAGAAGCUUUUGGAAACGCAAAGACAACGAGAAACGACAACUCUAGUCGGUUUGGCAAGUACAUGGACAUACAGUUCAGUAUCAAGGGACAUCCCGUAGGCGGUCAUAUCCUCAACUACCUACUAGAAAAAUCUAGAAUUGUCAACCAAACAACCGGAGAGAGAAAUUUCCAUAUAUUCUAUCAGUUGCUGGCCAGCGGAGAUAGAAAACUAUUAGAUCAUCUUCGACUUCACAAAGAUCCAAACUCGUAUGCGAUUCUUUGUAAGGGGCAGUGUAUUUCGGUCAAUACAAUUGACGAUGCCGCAGAAUUCGGAGAGAUGAGAAAAGCUAUGGAAAUAUGCGAGAUUAAAGAGAGUGACCAGAUGGAAUUGUUUACAGUAGUCGCAGCAGUCAUGCAUCUCGGGAAUAUGAAGUUUGCAUCAGAGAGAGGCGGCAGUGCUGACGUCAUGAAUAAAGUCCCAGUAGAAAUCGUCAGUCAGUUGUUGGGCUGUAAAGAGGAAAAACUGCUUCGGGGUUUGCUCAAUCGAACUAUAGAUGUCAGAGGAGAAAAGGUGGUGACCCCGUUGACAAAAGAACAAGCCAUUCACGCUAGAGAUGCGUUGGCGAAAGGAAUUUAUGACCGACUCUUUUCAUGGCUUGUCAAAAGAAUUAAUGAUUCACUAGGAGCCAAAGAGGACGAAGAGGUCAAGCCAGUUAUGGGGUUAUUGGACAUUUACGGAUUUGAAGUAUUUCUUCACAACAGCUUUGAGCAGUUUUGCAUCAACUACUGUAACGAGAAGCUGCAGCAGCUUUUCAUCACCCUAACCCUGAAAUCAGAGCAAGAUGAAUACAUUAAUGAAGGUAUUGAGUGGGAACCAGUACAGUUCUUUAAUAACAAAAUCAUCUGUGACUUAAUCGACGCUAAGCCAGUAGGAAUCAUGGCAAUUUUGGACGAAGAGUGUUUGAGACCGGGGGAUGCCACUGAUUUCACAUUUCUAGAAAAGCUUGCAGACACGUUUGGCACGCACCCCCACUUUGUGUGCCAUGCCACAGCAGAAUAUCAAAUUAGACGAACACUUAAACAGGACGAGUUUCGGAUAUUGCACUACGCCGGAGAUGUGACGUACAAACUACGUGGGUUCAUGGACAAAAACAAUGACCUACUCUUUAGAAACCUGAAGGAGGUCAUCAGUGAGUCAAAGAACAGGGUGAGUUCCGACUGUUUCCCAAAAGAGGAAAUCUGUGCCGACAACAAGAAAAGACCUGUUACGGCAGGGUCCCAGUUCCGGACAAGUCUAGCCGAGCUGAUGGACAUUUUGAUGUCUAAACAACCAUGUUACGUCCGCUGCAUCAAGCCUAAUAACAACAAGAGGGCAUACACUUUUGAUGAAAGGCUUGUAAGACACCAGGUCACCUAUUUAGGCUUACUGGAAAAUGUCCGACUUCGAAGAGCGGGCUUUGCUUACAGACGGCCUUACGAAGUUUUCUUCAGAAGAUACAAAUGCUUAUCAAAGGAAACGUGGCCCGUGUUCCAUGGUACUGCAAGACAUGGUACACAGUUGCUUGUGAAGUAUCUGCCAAUGAAAGAAGACGACUUCAGACUGGGAGAGACCAAGAUUUUUAUUCGGUUGCCAGAAACGCUGUUUGCAAUUGAGGAUGUAUUGCAAGAAUCCAGGAACCGAUUUGCCAGUAUCAUCCAGUGCUGUUUCAGAGCAUAUUACUACAGGCAGAAGUUUCUCAAGAUGAAAUGGGCAGCGGUUAUCAUAGCCGCUCACUGGCGGAGUUACCUGGCACGGCAAGAGCUCAAAAGACGAAAACGUGCGGCAUUGUGUAUUCGAAAAUUUGUGAAAGGGUUCAUUAACCGACACAACGAACUCUGCCCAGAGAACAAAGCUUUCAUCCACCAUAUGCGCAUCAAUUAUAUUAGGAGACUCAGAGAUAGGCUGCCGACAUCUUUCCUGGAUGACGCAUGGCCGCCAACACAUCCUUUUAUGGAGACUACCGCUCGUCUGCUGCAGAAAAUGCAUCGUAAAAACUUGAUUAGAAAAUACUGCUUACAACUUAAAAAGGAUAGAAAAAGAAUGAGACAGCUAGAGCAAAAAUUGAUAGCGCACGAACUGUUCAAAGGAAACAAAGAGGGUUAUGAGAACAGUAUCCCAGAACCAUUCCGUACCUCAAGAUUGUCCAAAUCCCAAGAAAUUAUGCUGAAUAACGUUUUUAUUGCUAACGUUAAGCAAAGAAAAGAAGCAAUUAGGUACGUGUCCCAGGUUUUGAAGUAUAACCGCAACGGUUACGGCUCCAGGAGGCGUAUCCUUGUCGUCACGGAUAAAGCAUCUUAUAUCCUCAGUCGAUAUAAUUACAAACUCAGGGACAAAAUCUUCCACAAAAAUUUAAAAGCUAUCACCACCAGCGAACUGUCCGAUGAUUUCUUUGUACUCCACACGAAUUCUUCUGAAAGAAACAACAAUAGGAUCUACAACAAGGGCGACAUUAUUUUGCGGAGCGGACAUGUAAUAGAGGCCAUUGUAAAAAUAGCUGUUGCCGCCAAGAAACUGCGUGCCGUGGAAAUUGCAAGAGAAGGAAGUAUCACUCACAAUAUGAUCAAUGGAAAGCAAGGUUUGAUUGAAUUUAUUCGGGGCAGCAAACAUCACGUAACAAUCGGCAAGGCUGGCGAACUACGCGUGGUUGCACCUACAGGAUACACAUCAGAUCGAGAGGCGAUUUAUAUUUAAAAGAAUCAAGAAGGCAAAGUGACUGAUCGAACCAAGGGUCUAUCAACUAGCCGAUAAACUUAGAGAUUAUGAGCUGCUUUUGUUGUGGAAUAUGUUUUUACUGACUCUUAAGUGUGCAAUGGGAGAGAAACACGUACAUGGCAUAAAAGAUCAAUAUUUUCAUCAGUAACAUACACUGUUUAACACUGAAAAACUUAUUUUCUUUUAUCAGUUAGGCCUAAAGUAAACCAACAUGUAGGGAUAUUUUGAAGAUUAUACAUUUUAAACAAAUGAGAAGCACACAAUACUGAAUACAUGUAUGACAGUAGGCUUAAAUAUUUCUUAGGUUCUUGAAAUUAUUACAGUGUAUUCAUAAUGCUGUGCCG
Molecule: messenger RNA, 3741 nt
Organism: Lingula anatina
Lineage: Eukaryota; Metazoa; Brachiopoda; Lingulata; Lingulida; Lingulidae
Product: unconventional myosin-Ic
Biological process (GO): actin filament organization; actin filament-based movement; endocytosis
Cellular component (GO): microvillus; myosin complex; plasma membrane
Molecular function (GO): microfilament motor activity; ATP binding; actin filament binding
Source: RefSeq, a predicted model, not a curated record